UUCAAAAUGAUUCGAGAAUUGUAUCUUGGAAUUCUUUUCUUUUCUUUCAUUUGACUUAUCCUGGAAUGAUUUAUUAUCAAAUGAAGAAGAAUCAUGUCCGAAGAAUGGGAUGAUAUUGUAUGCCUUCCGAUCAUCGAUAUUAGCAAUGUUCCAAAUAACAAUGAUGUACAUCAAUCAAUUGAACAGGAUUCAAUUGAUUUUAUAAAUUAUCAGCAAUUAAUUUCAUAUUUUUAUAGCAUCGAUUUGGAACCUCAAAAUCAAACAAUCAUUUAUUUUGGAAAGAAAUGUAAUUUUCUAAUGAAAAUUUUACGAUACAUAAUUUUCUGGAAAAAUUAUGAAUUAAAACCACAUCAUGUAGCUGAAGGCAAUAGAAUUAUUCGUAUUGCAGGUCAAUCGUUUGAUAAUCGUAAUAAAUUUCAUAUUAGAUGUUUGUAUACGAUUUUUGCAAAAUUAACGGGUAAUGUUAUUUCGGCACUUAAACGUUUUGGUCAACAUUGGGAAGAAAUUGGUUUUCAAGGUUCGGAUCCAUCAACGGAUUUUCGUGGUGUUGGUAUUCUUGGUCUAUUUCAAUUAACAUUCUUUGUUAUUACACCAAAAGUUUGCCAGUUGAGCAAAGAAAUUUAUAAUCUUUCACUGGAUCAAAUUCAACAUUAUCCAUUUGCAAUUACUAGUAUGAAUAUUACACAAAUUAUUUUACAAAUGUUACGUGAUGGUUCACUUAAUCAUUUUAUAAAUGAAUCCGAUUCAGUAUUGAAUAUUUUCAAUCAAUUUUAUUUUGGUACAUUUCUUUAUUUUCAUAAAAUAUGGAAAAAUGAUAAAAAAACCAUUAUGGAUAUUGGUUUUGUUUUGAAAGAUUUAAGACAUUAUGUUAGAAAUAAUUUGAAAAAAAUCCUAAACGAUUUAGUUGAUUAUCAAACAAUGGAUCCGGAUAAAACCAUAGAUCAACAGGAAAAUUUUACAAACAUAAUCAAUAUUAAUCAUUUGGAUGUUGAUAAUUAAAUCAAAUUAAUUUUUUUUGUGGGU
Dermatophagoides pteronyssinus (European house dust mite) is the source of this 1023-nucleotide messenger RNA. RefSeq names its product ELMO domain-containing protein 3-like. Lineage: Eukaryota; Metazoa; Arthropoda; Arachnida; Sarcoptiformes; Pyroglyphidae. The record is from RefSeq and is a predicted model, not a curated record.